Molecule: messenger RNA, 888 nt
Organism: Aspergillus saccharolyticus JOP 1030-1
Lineage: Eukaryota; Fungi; Ascomycota; Eurotiomycetes; Eurotiales; Aspergillaceae
Product: SGNH/GDSL hydrolase family protein
Exons: 5
Coding region: 1-888 (295 amino acids)
Molecular function (GO): hydrolase activity, acting on ester bonds
Source: RefSeq, a predicted model, not a curated record
AUGUCGGUUUUCUGGAUACUAGCAGCCCUCCUCGCCACUGCGGCGAGUGCUCGGCCAUCGCCUCGAGCAUUAACCGACCCAACCUACUUCUUUACCUUUGGCGAUUCAUACUCCCAAACCGGGUUCAGCGCUUCAGGAACCCAACCUUCAGCUGCUGCACCGAUGGGGAAUCCAGAUCUCGGAAUCGGCACCACGACCAAUGGCCCCAACUAUAUCGGCUACUUGACCACGCAAGAGAAUGCGACCCUGGUCCUCAACUACAACCUCGCUGCCGGCGGCGCCACCAUCGAUAACGCCCUCGUCCCCGCCUACCCUGGGGACUUGGCUUCGCAACUCCGGCUGUUCGAGGAUGUCUAUAGCACCCAACCGGCCAGUGCCCCGUGGACCUCGAAGAACGCAGUGUUUGGGGUUUGGAUUGGGAUUAAUGACAUCGGCAACGCAUACGCGAUCACCAACGCGGCAACCUACACCCCGCGCCUCAUCGCGCGCCUUAAGGAACAAGUCGCCCAGCUCUACGCCAACGGCGGCCGCAAGUUCCUGUUUUUGAACGUCCCGCCCACCAGCCGCAGCCCCUUGUUCCUGGCCGAAGGGAAUGCCACCGUGGCGCAGCAUGCGGCGUACCUGGCGGUGUAUAACCAAAACCUGAAAACGAUGGUCGAGGAGUUCAAGCGGGAACAUCAGGAUGUCACCACUGUCUUGUAUGAUGCGUGGUCGUUCAUGACGAAGAUUCUGGACGAUCCGACGGCGUAUGGGUUCCCGGAUGCCACAUGCAUCAAUGACGAUGGGACCUCGUGUAUUUGGUGGAAUAAUUAUCAUCCGGGGAUGAAGUACCAUCUGUUGCAGGCGGAGGAUAUGAAGUCGCAGAUGAAGGUCUUGGGUGGUUGGUAG